AUGGGUGAAUCUGAGAUACAUUUCAACUGCAAUGUGAUGCAGGAAUGUGAUAAGUACCCAUAUAUUGCUACUUCUAGGUCUCUAGAAUUUGGAGAAAGAAUCUGGAUCUAUAACCAAGAAGGCUUGGGCACCAGAAGGCCAGGGCAGAAGACGACUGAUGAGUUUCCUGAGACUUUAAGUCUUAGUAAGGAUUUUGAGGAGCCCGAGCAGAGGGUGCUGUAUUUGGUGUCCUAUGGGAAUGUGGACCCUGUGUUGUCAAAUAUUUCCUUUUUUGCGGGGGGAGGUACAAAACCCAUCUGCCAGGCAGCGUAUCAGAACGACUUUGGUCAGGUGUGGAAGUGGGUGAGGGAGGACAGCAGCUACGUCAACGUUCGAGAUGGCUUUAACGGGGACACUCCGCUGAUCUGCGCCUGUAGGCGGGGGCACCUGCGGAUCGUUUCCUUCCUUUUAAGGAGAAAUGCUGAUGUGAACCUCAAAAACCAGAAAGAGAGAACCUGCUUGCAUUAUGCUGUGAAGAAGAAAUUUACCUUCUUUGACUAUCUACUCAUCAUCCUCUUAAUGCCUGUCCUGCUAAUUGGCUAUUUCCUCAUGGUAUCCAAGACAAAGCAGAAUGAGACUCUUGUCCGAAUGCUACUUGAUGCCGGCGUCGACAUUAAUGCUGCAGACUGUUUCGGCUGCACUGCGUUACAUUACGCCUGCGAAAUGAAAAACCAGACUCUCAUCCCUCUGCUCCUUGAGGCCCAUGCGGACCCUGCACUAAGAAAUAAGCAUGGUGAAAGUUCCCUGGAUAUUGCACGAAGAUUAAAAUUUUCCCAGAUUGAAUUAAUGCUAAGAAAAGCGUCAUAGUCCUUGUGGCCUCAGACGGAGACACAGAAAGAGUGAAAGGACUGGAUUCUGUCUGCAUCUUGGACUAUUGGUCGGUGGGCCACUCAGCUGGAUGCUGCCGCUAUAUGGGGAUAGCGAUGAUUGCCAGGGGUAAUGUUGUUGAAGAGCUUUGUAGUCGUGUUUCUGCUCAACGGAGCUCACCGUGGCCCUAAUCCUUCUAGGAGAAAACACUGACGCUGUUGGAUUCUCCACUUCAGUCAAAAAGGUGAUGCUUCGAUUCAGUCUCUCCCGAAGAAGGCCAGAGCUCUGCCGGUGACCUGCCUUCUCAGCCCUGGGCUCCUGUGAGAGGCUGUCCCGUCUAUGUCACGCCCAGGGGACACUGUUCCUCCCAUGGGCCCUUUAAGUAGUAGGAGGAAUGGAAGCAUGUACAUUUGUAUAGAAUGAUGGGUGUAUGUGUGUGGGUUUAGAGAUCCACAUGGAAAUGUUCCUUUGGCAAAACAACUUCAACUUCAACAAAAACAUUAUCACUGAUCAGUGGUUUUACACCACAGAAACUGGCAAAUGCUAAAAUCAAGGCUUCUUUUCCUGUCUUUCUGGAGAAUCAGUUUACCAGCCCACUGCUAAACAUUUUGCUGUCAGUUUACAAAUAAAAGCCACCUUGACUUUGAA
This is a messenger RNA of Miniopterus natalensis, 1494 nucleotides long. It is a transcript of the gene ANKRD22, whose product is annotated as ankyrin repeat domain 22. Lineage: Eukaryota; Metazoa; Chordata; Mammalia; Chiroptera; Miniopteridae. Gene Ontology annotation, molecular function: protein binding. The record is from RefSeq and is a predicted model, not a curated record.